Coregonus sp. 'balchen' is the source of this 3291-nucleotide messenger RNA. Lineage: Eukaryota; Metazoa; Chordata; Actinopteri; Salmoniformes; Salmonidae. The record is from the annotation of a GenBank genome assembly.
AUGCAGGGCUGUAAGUUGUCGGAAGGUCCCAAUGUCCAGGUGAGGGAUUAGUCGAGAGACUCCAGACCCUCUCCUCAGGGUUUAACCUCAACACAGGGUUGUCCUCUCACCCACUUUUUCUCUCUGAGACGCUGCUGCUCACUCACCCCCUGUAACAUUCAGAGAUGAGCAAAUAUACUAUCUUGUUACUAUUACAAAAUACUCUAAAGUCCAAUGUAUUAAAAUAAAUACCAAAUUAUUUUGCAAAGUAUUGUAUUUAAUCAAAAUACAGUUAUUUUAGGUAUUUUGUAUUUACAAAAUACAUUUGCAAGUACACGCUUUCACUACAACAACAUGCUCAGUAACGGUACCCAAUUUGUUUUGACUUGCUAUAGCUAGGUUUCCAUCCAAUUGGCGACAGAUUUACAUACGAAUAUUCUAAAAUCUGCAUAAAAACAAAGAUGUGUUUCCAUCAAAUGUACUUGUUGCAGAUAAAAGGCUGUGUGUGAUCACGUAGGUCACAUAAAAAUACAUUUUGCGGUUAAAUUCCCAUGUACUGAAUAACAAAUACAAGUUAAAUGGGUUUCCAUCGCAUUUUCAACUCUACUGAUGGUUUUGUCACAAAGAAUGUUGCGUUAUAUAGCGAGUGUGCCCAUUCUGGUAUUGGAACGUGCUCUCUAGCCAACAGCUCUUUUGGCUAGAGUGCACGUAUAGCCUACAUGAUGAGAUUAUGAUGUACAAAAGAGCAAGAUUAUUUUUAUUUGUCAAACAGCAGCCAAGCAUCGAUGAUCAUGUCACCAGAAUAAGACCCUCGAUAUGUAUUGGAAAACAGCAUCAAGCUCAUCACCUUGCACUUUCAACACCCUGUGAAGUUCAUAAUUUAUUUCAUCUGUAGCCUAAUAAACUGCAUGGUUUCCCGAGUCGUAGUGUGAGGACCACACACCAUUUCAUUGUGUGACUCCAAAUUUACUUCGAUAUGAUGGUUAUUAUAUCAAUAUUUGCGCAUAACGGCGUUUCCACCACCAUUUCCCGCAUAAUACAUUCUACCGACAAGAAGAUCUCACCAUAUCGAACAAACAAAUUAUCUGUCGGCAUUUAUGAAAUUACACCGAAACUUCCUGUUUCCAUCACAGCUGUCAUGAUUUUUUAAAAAUGAUAUGGCUUUACUUGCAUAAAAACUGUGGAUGGAAACGGGGUUUAUGACUGUCAUAUGUGGUUGUUUAUCUACCUUAGGUCUCAAAAGUAUCUUGUUACAAAAUACAUUGGAUUGUAGGUCAGGCCAGUGAAAUACAAAUUACAACAUUCAAAAGUAAUUGAAAUACGUAUUUCAAAUAUAUGUAACAUAAAUCUCUGGUUACACUCUGCUACAUUUAACUGGGCCAUGAUUUGUGACAGGGAUGAUGAAGCUGUACAAAAGUUAUGCGAGUUAUUGGUGAUAUACACACUCACACUCACGCACACACACUACAAAAGCACACAAUUUCCAUCAGUUAACCUUGAUGCCAUGGCUGACGUGAACUUCAAUAAGUGAAGUGAACAUGAUGGAGUUCUGAUAUUCAGAUCCAUGACAACAGUUUCCUAUUAUGCUGUUUGGCGUUUCAAUUGAUUUUUGCACGAUAAUUCAUGUUAUUCAAUUUACUGCAACCCCAGAAUGUUGUAAUCUCUGAUCGGAAUUAAGGAGGUUUCUUAUGAUUCUUCCUUCUUUCCUUCCAACAGAGCUGUGGAACCAGGCGAAACCCAGAACGUUGUUUGCCAGAAGAGGAAUCCAGGAACGGCAGAGGUUGCGUGUGACGGUAAACUGCUGGGGUUUAUGUUUGGAUAAUUUCCAACUGUAAAGUUUGGUGGAGGAGGAAUAAUGGUCUGGGGCUGUUUUUCAUGGUUUGGGCUAGGCCCCUUAGUUCCAGUGAAGGGAAAUCUUAACGCUACAGCAUACAUUGAAAUUCUAGACGAUUCUGUGCUUCCAACUUUGUGGCAACAGUUUGGGGAAGGCCCUUUCCUGUUUCAGCAUGACAAUGCCUCCAUGCACAAAGCGAGGUCUAUACAGAAAUGGUUUGUCGAGAUCGGUGUGGAAGAACUUGACUGGCCUGCACAGAGCCCUGACCACAAACCCAUCGAACACCUUUGGGAUGAAUUAGAACGCCGACUGCGAGCCAGGCCUAAUCGCCCAACAUCAGUGCCCGAUCUCACUAAUGCUCUUGUGGUUGAUGGAAGCAAGUCCCUGCAGGAAUGUUCUAACAUCUAGUGGAAAGCCUUCCCAGAAGAGUGGAGGCUGUUAUAGCAGCAAAGGGGGGACCAACUCCAUAUUAAUGCCCGUGAUUUUGGAAUGAGAUGUUUGACGAGCAGGUGUCCACAUACCUUUGGUCAUAUAGUGUACUUCACUCCAAAAUCAACGUUUGCCAGACCCUUUCAGUGUAAUAUCGAUAUGAUUCCACAUCCCACAAAACCUGUUCUGUAUAUCCAUGUGCCUCAAACCCAUGUUAAUGGAAAGAAAACGGUGCCUAUCUGUCCCACACAACAGAUGGCAUGGGAUGUGUACUUGUCUGCUAAAUAGCAUUUAUUAUUAUUAUUAUUAUUAUUAUUAUUAUUAUGAUCUUUCUAGACAUUAGACCACAAAUCUCCCAUUGACAUCAAUGCAAGAUGAAUGUGCAUUUCAUGCUUGAUUUAUGUCAGCCAACCCAUAUUGGGUAGUAAGACCUCAACAAUUUCAAACCGUAUCUAAUUCUAUUCAUUUUUCUCCUACAGUAUGAUGAUUACUAGCUUACAGAACAUCAACAAAAUGGCUUCUGCACAGCUGGAGGCGAGGCUGCUCGGGAAAUGGAGUGUACUUAGUUCUGAGUGGUUGACAGUCCAAGAUAGUCUUGGCAUAGUGUGUUGGCGUAGUGAUUGCAUGUCUGCAUCCCAAAUGGCACCCUAUUCCCUAUAUAGUGCACUACUUUUGAGCAGGGCACCUCAUUUCUAUAUAGGGAAUAGGGUGCCAUUUGGAACAAAAUUGCAUGAGUGCUUGGUUAGCAGGUCAUAAAUCUUGAAACAGUCAGAGGGUAAGUGCUUAAUUGUCAGUUAAUACCUUUUUCAUUUUUUUCCUGUGUGUGUGUGUGUGUGUGUGUGUGUGUGUGUGCUAUAGAAGCCCAAGGUGAAGCCUGCCCCCCCUACCCCUAAUUGUUCCAAGGUGAUGGAGAGCUGUAUGCCCCACUCCCGCUGCUGUGACCCCUGUGUCUCCUGUCACUGUCGCUUCUUCAAUUCCAUCUGCUACUGCUGGAAACUGGGAUAACACUGCCAGAAGAAAUCUUAAACAUACUGACACACACACACACA